GCAACAAAAUCAACCCAGUUCUGCACAGACUGCAGGUAGUCAGAGGAGGCUUGUAAGUGGCCAGUCACUUGUCCAUAGUCAGAAGAAACUUCCUGCAGAUGGAAAAAGUAAUCAUGCAGGAUAGAUUCAUGUACAGAAUUUAGGGAGGUAGAAGAGGUUUUGUAGCUCCAGACAAUCACCAGGGAUGGAUAACGCGUGUGCUGGAGUGGUCCCAAGGCACAUGAGACAGCUAUGUGUAGGAUCUGAGCAGUAAUGCAGGUCCCAGAGCCUCACGUGACCCAGCCAACACCACCACUAUGAGGACCUGUGCAACAGAACCCCCUCUUGCUAUCUAAAUAUUGACUGUCCCAUUCAAGGAUUUCAUUCCUCACAGUGACUCAAUAUUAGGAAAAUUAGACCCUACUGACAAUUCGUGUUGUACUCAGCAAUUGGCUGAAACUGUACCUAGUCUGAGUAUAAACAGAGCAUGACAUGGUAGGGGUUGAAGUCUCUUGGCUAAAGGUAUCUUACAUCAUUCCAUCAGUAGCCUAAAAGCAUUUUUGGAUUCCUCAGCAAACAUGUACAGGAUAGCAGUCCAUCUCCAGUUUUCUAAUCCUCCGAGUUUUCUUCUCUAACCCAUUUUCAAACAAGGCACAUUGCUGCUCCAGAUGGUGGGGACAGAGAAGGCAGACUCCACUUCUCAAAGUGCAGAGAACAUCCAGUACAGAGGGUUCUCAUACAAUUUUUUCAUUCCCAUAGCACCUUCAGAGAGGUCUGGAAAUCUGAUGUCCCAAAGUAACAACUGUAAAAUUGCAUUGAAUAGAAGACCUUUUCACUAGGAAGUCUAAAAUCAUCCUCUCCUUUUUGCCAUGAAGGAGCCUGAAGUCUACUGAAGGCAAAAUAAUAACCACCUGAAUUCCCACAGAUCCACAAAUCAAUAAAGCAAUUUCUUAAAUUGUUACUAAUGUGGACUGUGCUCUAAAGGAGCAAGGAAUUUUGUCAAUUCCUACAAAUAAUAUUCAUUGGAUUAAUUGAUACAUCUGCUACCCAUUCCUGCACACAGCACAACUCAAACCAGCAAUGGCCUGGCAAGGCUCAUUACACAGCUCUGGUGGUUGCAGCAAAGUGUGAUGGAAAACUUCCAUGUCCUACAGUGAAAUUCUGGAUAUAUUAGAAGCAGCAGAAAGAUAUCUACAUAUAUAAAAUGAGGAUCUUCUGAAGUGAGGUGAACAGUGCUGAGAUAGAUCACUUAUUUCUUGUUCUGUGUACCUGACCACCCUGACAUGGUUUUGUCCUAUGGAACUUAGUAUUAAGUGCACUAAAGGGGUUUCUACAACUCUGUAAUAACCUGCACCACUGCUCAGCUCUCUACCUUGCCAUCCUAUAACAUGGGCCCCGGAUCAUGUUUAGCCCAGGCUAACUGAUUAUUAAUAUGAAUUAGAGAUAUGAAUGUGUGAACAUAAAUUAUCUCAGAAGUAAGAGUGGAUGUAUCAGGCUAUAUAAACAACAUCUGAAUCCAAGUUACAUUUUUCUAAUCAGUAAUAAUAGUUUACUGUCCAGAGCAGCCUGAAAUAUUACAUAUAUGGUCCUUCCAAAAAUAUUUUAUAUGCUAUCAUUCUCUAAUAGAAAUGUGAAAAUGCUCCAUUUAAAAAAAGUACAGGUAUCUGGAAGGAAAUUAAUACUUAUUCAUUCCAUUCAUAUGAAGCUGACAGGAAGAAAUCUGAAUCUACAAAUACAUUCUACAUUUCAGUUAUCCUUUCACAUUUUGAAACAAGAAAGGUUGGGGAGGGGCAGUUGGAAGCUAUGUUAUUUUUUCUGAUUUUCUAUUUCUGGUCAUUUAUGCAUUGCUUGUCAGACUGGGCCUUCAGAGUUUUAAAAUGGGUUGUAGUUUCUAUCUAUAUUGUUGUUCUUGUAUGUUAUUCCUUCUGCUACACAGGUGCAUCUUCUGCUACCAUGUCAUGCAUUUGUCUCUUGGGAGAGUGGGUGGUUCUCACAAAUACAAAAACUAUUAACUUUACAAGACAGAAAUGAAUUCAACAUUGAAAAAACCACAGUAGCCAAAGUGCAGCAAAAUGUAAUGCUGCAUUCUGCUAAAAUAACAUUCUUUCUUCUCCUGACAUUUCUGUUGGGUCCAUGACACCAUCCGUACAUUCCCCCUCAAGUUAAAACAGGAGCAUUUCCUAAACCUGGAUGAACAUUUUAGAAAGGAAAGCAACUUUUAACCCCCAAGUAUUUAUCUCAUUAGAUUCAAGUCUGAUAUUAUAGUUAAAAAAAAAAAAACAAACUCAAAAUUCGUAGCAGCUAAUUUUAAUUCCCCUACAAUUGUCAUGGCCUCAAAAGAGAGUUUAGCAACCUGAAACAAACCUACACAAAGGGAUCUCGUGACACAGGGGGAUGACUAGCUAUGUAUCCAAAAAUCAAAUACAAAUAAAAUUAAGAAAGCCAUACUCAUCUUUGUACAAGCUAGCAUUUCAUCUCUCAAAGACAUCUGUCACUUACAUAUGGCACAACUUUCAGCAUAACAGGGAGAGCACUAUUAAGUGCCGUAGAGCAAAUGUGAAGCUCAGAGAUAGGUCAGAAACAAACAGGGACUUCAAGGGGACUUGUCAUUUCAUCAACAUCACUUACCUGCACACUCUGCAAAAUGCAGUCUCCAAAAAGACUUCCUGCAACUGUGCAAAAAACCCAACCAGUGCAUUCACCAAAAAGUGUUUCAUGCUGUCUUCAGUUGGGGGUCUCAGUGAAAACCAUGUAAUUAUUAUAAUCUAGUUUUGUUUCCUCCUCACCUUCACAGAAGCAAAAAGUUUUACAAACUGUGGCAGUCAGACCUUCAAUGGAGAAAUGAGCAUUGGCCCUUCCCCCUUUGCUAUAAAGGGAACCAGCAGAUUUGAGACAUCCUCAAUAUUCACCAAAGGCCACAUUUUCAGGAGAGCGCAGGUGUCUCACUCAAGCAUUGUGAAGCCUGUGAGUUGGCUAAUCAGGUAAAAGAAAGAAAAAAAUAAAAGAGGCCCUAACUACUAUUCUGUACCAUUUUCCUUAGGAUGGCCUUGAAGUCAAAACCUCAGGAAACCCUUUUCAACUCCUAGGCUGAUACACUUCUGUGCCAAGAGCUCUAGCUCUCCAAGACCCCUCACUCAUACCUUUUGUUCUUUGCAUCACCGCUCCCCUCUCAUUGCAUUCCCACGCACGUGAAGAAUUCAUUAGCCCUUUGCCUUCCACCACAGCACUCAAAUGAGUGAAUCUUCCAAAGGAUUCAACACCUUAGAACUUCCAUGGGGGAAAAUCUUAGCUUUUCAGUUCCCUUGAGGCUGUGGCCUUCAGCACUUCUGGGUAAGACUUUUAAAGCAAACAAAAAAGGAAAAAAGAGAGAGGUGUUUCUUACUUCCCCCCUCCUUUGUUGCUUGCAGCCCAUGGGAUCGGAGAGGACGGAGAUCCGCAAACGGCAGAUGGCUGCGACCCCGGAGAGCCCAGGCGCUGCACAGGCUCAGCUCAGCACAGGAAAUCGAGGCUCCAAUGCCUGCUGCUUUUGUUGGUGCUGCUGCUGCAGCUGCUCAUGUCUUACUGUUAGAAAUCAAGAAGAAGAGAGAGCAAGGAGAACAUCUCAUGAACUCCAAGCAGAGGGUAUUCCAAACUGUGAGGAAAGCCCUGCUCCCACUCUUGAAGAAGUAAAUGCCUGGGCUCAGUCAUUUGACAAGCUGAUGCUUACUCCAGCUGGCAGAAAUGCUUUUCGUGAAUUUCUGCGAACAGAAUUCAGCGAGGAAAACAUGCUUUUCUGGAUGGCCUGUGAGGAACUAAAACAAGAAUCCAACAAAAGCGUCAUUGAAGAAAAAGCAAGACUAAUUUAUGAAGAUUAUAUUUCUAUCCUUUCUCCAAAGGAGGUCAGUCUGGACUCCAGAGUAAGAGAAGUUAUUAACCGAAAUAUGCUGGAACCCUCACAACACACCUUUGAUGAUGCACAGCUUCAAAUUUAUACCUUAAUGCAUAGAGACUCUUACCCACGGUUUAUGAACUCUGCUAUUUAUAAGGACUUGCUUCAGUCCUUGUCUGAAAAAUCCAUUGAAGCAUAGAAUUUUUUCUUAAAUGUAUUUAUUUUAAAACAGACGGGACUCUGGGCUACAGAAAUCCACAGGGAAUUUAGAAUUAAUCAGAUAUUUACCUGAAGAUAACUCAGGCAAGUUUUACUACAGAUUGAAUAAUUUAAAUCUGCACAAAGCUCUGACACAAUCAGCUAAGUACAGUUUCUGAUUAAGUUUAGUAUUACUUUGCAAAAGGAAAUUAAGAGAAUGAAGAAGAAACAUCAUUCAAAAAUGCAGUAUUUUUUCAAACACAACAGACAAUUUAGACUGACAUAGACAAAGCUAUUAAAACUUAUGUCUAAGGUACAAAUACCAACUGAGCAUGAAACUAAAACUGAUUUUUAAGUGGAGUGUUAGAAUUUUCUUGAGAAUCAAACCAGUUGCCCCAUCUACAAUGUGACCAAAGUAAAAAUAUUAGUCAAUACUGUGUUACUCUAGGCAGUGCCAUCACACCUAGCAUAGGUACACUCACUUGUUUUGGUAUAUUUAAUGCAUAAAUGGGGCACUAAUGGAAAUUGGCAUGGAAAUUUCAAGUUUAUGAAAGUUACUGGUUGAAAUAAUGCUGCUUAUAAAAAAAUCUUCUGUUGAAUAAUUGUUAUUUUAGUAUUAGAAUCUGCUGAAAGCAUUAAGUUCCCUUUAUUAAUGUUCAUAAAGUUAAAUUAUUUAUUUCAGAGGAAGACAAGUCUGGGCAUUCAAAUUCCAAAAUAAAGCACAAGAAUUC
Molecule: messenger RNA, 4776 nt
Organism: Passer montanus (Eurasian tree sparrow)
Lineage: Eukaryota; Metazoa; Chordata; Aves; Passeriformes; Passeridae
Gene: RGS20
Product: regulator of G protein signaling 20
Exons: 4
Coding region: 3252-4046 (264 amino acids)
Source: RefSeq, a predicted model, not a curated record